Molecule: messenger RNA, 342 nt
Organism: Staurois parvus
Lineage: Eukaryota; Metazoa; Chordata; Amphibia; Anura; Ranidae
Source: the annotation of a GenBank genome assembly
AUGGGGCCCCCGGGCAAUAGGGGAUCAUGGGGCCCCUGUGUCUUUGCCCAAACUCAAAAAAGCCUAUGAAAAAGAGCAUAUGGGUGAAACUGGGAAAUGCUGAGCUAUCACCACCAAACUCCAGGAAUAAUAUGCAAGUGUGCAUAUCACAUACCUGAUAGCAGGGGUGGACUGACAACUCAUGGGGCCCCCGGGCAAUAGGGGAUCAUGUGUCCUCUUCACACACUCAAACCACACCCAAAAAAGCCUAUGAAAGGUACCAGGGGCAUCUCAUGGGGCCCCCUACUGACCCUGGGCCCUUGGGCAGUGCCCGAGUUCCCAAAUGGUCAGUCCGCCCCUGCC